Molecule: messenger RNA, 4817 nt
Organism: Nanorana parkeri
Lineage: Eukaryota; Metazoa; Chordata; Amphibia; Anura; Dicroglossidae
Gene: SBNO1
Product: strawberry notch homolog 1
Exons: 32
Coding region: 381-4577 (1398 amino acids)
Biological process (GO): regulation of DNA-templated transcription
Cellular component (GO): nucleus
Molecular function (GO): chromatin DNA binding; histone binding
Source: RefSeq, a predicted model, not a curated record
CGGGACUAGGGUGCAUCACGUGACCCCAACUGCCUCCUGCUUCAUGUUACCCAACAAAACAAUAAUUAUAAUGAGAAUUAAAAGAAUCGCGCGACAAGCACCCGGUGAAGGUCCGUGUCUGAAGUGGAAGAAGCAGGAAAGACGCCGGACGUGUGGGAAGAGCAGGGCAGCGGCCGCUGAGUGGGGGCGGGUGGAGAGGCCUUGGCCUGAGCGGGUCACGUGGUGCUGCGCUGUGGUGUUUCCCCGGUAAAGAUGGCGGCUGUGAGGUAGAAAGCGGCAGCUCUGAGCGACAGCAGCGGUUCCGAGUCGAUACUGCGACCGAGGGAAGAUUAUUCCGGGACGAACACUGUGAGUGAUUACGGAGGGCGGGGAAGACAUCUAUGAUGGAUCCAAAUCAGGAUUUGUUGCUUGCCGCUCUGAGCGAGUGUGGCAUCAGCCCUAACGAUCUUUUUGAUGGAGAUUCAUUGGAUAUAGGUCUCCUUGCUCCAAGCCCGACCCCCAUCAACCAGCAAUCUGUGCCAAUUGGUGCUUUAAGUGGAAACAAAGAGAGUGAAGCAUCAGUUUCUAUAAAACAAGAACCAAUGUCUGUAACAACCCCAGCAUUGCUGAAUGUCCGGCCUCCAUCGACAACAACAUUUGUUCUGAAUCAAAUCAACCAAUUGCCAACGCUUGGUAACACAAUUGUGAUGGCAAAGACGACUCCUGUUACUACUACCCGACAGACUAUUACAGUAACAAAAAUCCUUCAAACAAGUGCUACAACGAGGCCAUCCACAGCUUCCCCUGUAGUGCAGGCCACUGUGACCUCUGCACCAACAAAAGAACAAAUUCAGUUAAAGGAUCUACUGAAAAAUAGCAGUCUAAAUAAGUUAAUGAAACUGAAACCACCUGCAAACAUUGUCCAGCCAGUUGCAACGGCAGCAACUGAGAUGAUCAAUGGUGCAAAGAAAGAUAUUACUAAUAAGGAAGUGACAAGAAUUUGGAUCAAUGAUGACAUUAAGAUGAGAAGCUUUUCACCAACUAAUAAAGUUAAAGAGGAUGACGAACCAGAGGAAGAAGAUGAAGAAGAGAUGGGCCAUGCAGAAACCUAUGCUGAAUACAUGCCAAUAAAACUUAAAGUUGGGCUGCGGCAUCCGGAUCCUGUUGUAGAAACUAGCUCCCUCUCCAGUGUGACGCCUCCAGAUGUUUGGUUUCAGACUUCUAUCCCUGAGGAAUCCAUUGACCAUGGCUGGCUAUCUGCUCUGCAGUUGGAAGCUGUAACCUAUGCUGCACAGCAACAUGAAACUUUCCUUCCUAAUGGUGAGAGAGCUGGAUUUUUAAUUGGAGAUGGUGCUGGCGUUGGAAAAGGAAGAACCAUUGCUGGAAUCAUAUAUGAAAAUUAUUUGCUAAGUAGGAAAAGAUCUCUGUGGUUUAGUGUGUCAAAUGACUUGAAGUAUGAUGCAGAAAGAGAUCUGAGAGAUAUUGGAGCAAAAAAUAUUUCGGUCCAUUCUUUAAACAAGUUUAAAUAUGGUAAAAUCUCAUCAAAACAUAAUGGAAGUGUGAAGAAAGGUGUUAUAUUUGCUACCUACUCUUCUCUGAUUGGUGAAAGUCAGUCAGGGGGUAAAUAUAAAACUCGUUUAAAGCAGCUUCUUCAUUGGUGUGGAGGGGACUUUGAUGGCGUUAUUGUAUUUGAUGAAUGUCACAAGGCUAAAAAUCUUUGUCCAGUUGGUUCCUCAAAACCAACUAAGACUGGCUUAGCGGUGUUGGAGCUACAGAACAAGCUGCCUAAAGCCAGAGUUAUAUAUGCUAGUGCCACAGGUGCCUCUGAGCCAAGAAAUAUGGCUUAUAUGAGUCGUUUGGGAAUUUGGGGCGAAGGUACUCCAUUUAGAGAGUUUAAUGACUUCAUCCAGGCAGUGGAAAGAAGGGGUGUGGGUGCCAUGGAAAUUGUUGCCAUGGAUAUGAAACUGAGAGGCAUGUAUAUUGCAAGACAGCUGAGCUUUACUGGUGUGACCUUCAAAAUUGAAGAAGUUUCUCUCAGCCACCAUUAUGUAAAAAUGUACAAUAAAUCUGUGAAAAUGUGGGUGUUGGCCAGAGAGAGGUUUCAACAAGCUGCUGAUUUAAUUGAUGCUGAGCAACGAAUGAAGAAGUCAAUGUGGGGUCAGUUCUGGUCGGCACAUCAGAGAUUUUUCAAAUACCUCUGCAUUGCGUCCAAAGUCAGGAGAGUUGUCCAGCUUGCUCGUGAGGAAAUAAAAAAUGGAAAGUGUGUGGUUAUUGGUUUGCAAUCCACUGGAGAGGCAAGAACUCUGGAAGCUUUGGAAGAAGGUGGUGGAGAGCUGAAUGAUUUUGUGUCUACGGCAAAAGGGGUAUUUCAAUCUCUAAUUGAGAAACAUUUCCCUGCUCCUGAUCGAAAGAAACUCUUAAACCUGUUAGGAAUCGACUUAUCAGCACAAAGCAAUAACAAUUCUCCCAGAGACAGUCCAUCUAAAGACAACAAAACAAAGAAGAGGAAAGGUGAGGAGUUGUCACGUGAAGCCAAAAAACCACGCAAAACAGGUGGACUUGCUGGUAGCAGCUCAGAUGAGAUGGACAGCGAGUCUGAUGCAUCUGAUAAGGAAGCAGAGAGUGAAAGUGAAAGCUUUAAAUCUGUAAGCUCUGGGGAUGACGAAGAUGAUUUUAACCCUUUUAGGGAUGAAUCUAGUGAAGAUGAUGAAGAUGAUCCCUGGCUUAUUAGAAAAGAACAUAAGAAGAGUAAGGAUAGAAAAAAGAAAAAGAAAAGCAUUGAUCCAGAUUCCAUUCAAAGUGCCUUAUUAGCUUCAGGACUUGGGUCUAAACGUCCCAGCUUUUCAUCUGUUAAAUCUGUUCCCCCAAGUGCUGCUUCCAGCCUUCCAGUCAUAGCAAGUAGUGCUUUAGCCACAAACACCAAUGCCAGCAACAGUUAUGUAACUAGUCAAGAUGCGGUGGAAAGGGCCCAACAAAUGAAGAAGGAACUGCUGGACAAGCUGGAUGAUUUGGUAGAAGCACUUCCUCCGAACACAUUGGAUGAGCUUAUUGAUGAGCUUGGUGGUCCUGAUAAUGUAGCAGAGAUGACUGGUCGGAAGGGCAGGGUGGUCAGCAAUGAUGAUGGAAGCAUAUCGUAUGAGUCACGGUCUGAGCUUGAUGUUCCUGUAGAAAUUCUUAAUAUCACUGAAAAGCAAAGAUUCAUGGAUGGUGAGAAGAAUAUAGCAAUCAUCUCAGAAGCUGCCAGUUCAGGAAUAUCCUUACAAGCUGACCGCAGAGCUAAGAACCAGAGACGAAGGGUACAUAUGACCCUGGAAUUGCCUUGGAGUGCAGACCGUGCCAUUCAGCAGUUUGGUAGAACGCACAGAUCGAAUCAAGUUACUGCUCCAGAAUAUGUCUUCCUCAUUUCUGAAUUAGCCGGAGAACAACGAUUUGCUUCAAUUGUUGCAAAGAGAUUAGAAAGUUUGGGGGCCUUAACACAUGGUGACAGGAGAGCAACAGAAUCGAGAGAUCUGAGCCGCUUUAAUUUUGAUAACAAGUAUGGUAGAAAUGCUUUGGAGAUCGUCAUGAAAUCUAUUGUGAGUUUGGAUGCUCCUUUGGUUUCUCCACCUCCAGAUUAUCCUGGUGAUUUUUUUAAAGAUGUUCGCCAGGGGUUAAUUGGUGUUGGGCUUAUAAAUGUUGAAGACCGUUCAGGAAUUUUGACUCUUGAUAAAGAUUACAACAAUAUUGGAAAGUUUCUUAACCGUAUUCUGGGUAUGGAAGUCCACCAACAGAAUUCGCUCUUUCAGUACUUCUCUGACACACUCAGUGCUGUUAUACAGAAUGCAAAGAAAAAUGGCAGAUAUGACAUGGGAAUUCUAGAUCUCGGCUCUGGGGAUGAAAAGGUUUGUAAGGUUGAAGUUAAGAAGUUUCUGACACCAGGAUAUUCCACUUCAGGCCAUGUAGAAUUGUACACAAUAAGUGUAGAAAGAGGAAUGUCUUGGGAAGAUGCAACAAAAAUUUGGGCUGAGCAAACUGGACCAGAAGAUGGCUUUUACUUAUCACAGCAGAUAAGAAACAACAAGAAAACUGCAAUUUUAGUUAAAGAAAUUAACCCAAAAAAGAAGCUUUUCCUCGUGUACAGACCCAAUACUGGAAAGCAGCUCAAACUUGAAACCUUAUUAGACUUGAAAAAGAAAUACAAAAAGGUACUCUCUGACGAUGCUUAUGCUCACUGGAAAGAACAGUAUACAUCUUCAGCUGAAAUAUGUACACAUGCUUAUUGGAGAGGCAACUGUAAGAAGGCAAGCUUAGGACUGGUGUGCGAGAUUGGUCUGCGCUGCCGGACGUAUUAUGUUCUCUGUGGAUCUGUCCUGAGCGUUUGGACUAAAGUGGAAGGAGUUCUUGCCUCAGUCAGUGGCACCAAUGUAAAAAUGCAAAUAGUAAGAUUACGAGCUGAAGAUGGACAAAGAAUUGUUGGUCUAAUCAUCCCAGCAAAUUGUGUCUCAUCACUAGUAACAUUGCUGUCAACCUCAGACCAGUCUCAGCAGAUUGCAGUACAACAGCAGCAGAUGUGGCAACAGCUUCAUCCUCAGAGUAUCAGUAAUUUCAGCACCCUGUAGAAAAUCUGCCCAGCAGAGACUGACAUAUUACAGAGGAACUGGAAAUGCUGACAGUGCACACAAAUCAGGGCCAGAUUCCAAAGAAAUGAAGUCUACUUGUGCAUAGACAGACGCUCUGUUUUGUUGGACACCUGGACUUACUAGGUCUUUGUGGCAAUCUGCAAGUUCCUUUUUAACGUGGCACAUCUGUUUUUCAAUUUCUUUUCUUUAGUGUUUCUCCUCUGUAUUCAUAGUCCAUAA